Babjeviella inositovora NRRL Y-12698 is the source of this 1080-nucleotide messenger RNA. RefSeq names its product Dos2p (gene DOS2). The transcript has a single exon. The record is from RefSeq and is a predicted model, not a curated record. The coding region runs from base 1 to 1080 and encodes 359 amino acids. Gene Ontology annotation, cellular component: cytoplasm. NCBI's taxonomy places the organism in Eukaryota, Fungi, Ascomycota, Pichiomycetes, Serinales.
AUGGACUACGUUUAUGAGGCCGAACUGGCCCCCAAGGAUUCAGUGGACACACUCACACCGGUGGACGCCAAGACCGACCAAGAAUUCCUCAAGCUCGAGACAGAAAUCGAGAAGGCUUACAGUGUGAUUGAAGAGCAGACCUCGAAAUGGGGCUCGUCGUUUGGCGGGCUCUGGGGUAAUAUCCACAUCCCGGAAAAUAUCACACAGGCCACGUCACAGCUUAACGAGCAGUUUAGCCAGAUCAAGGCGAGGGUGGACGUGGAGCAAUUGACCUCCAAGGUACACGAAAACCUCGAGCAGGCGAAAUCCACGUUGGUCAAGUUCAAGGACGGGGAGGAGCAGGCCAAGAUGAUGGAAUUGCUCUCAUCAAAGACCAACACCUACCUCGACUCGCUCGACAAGGAAUUGGAGAUUGUGGAAAACACGGCGGGUAAUCUCGUGUCUAACUUCACAUCGUUUUUUGCGGGUGCGCUCACGAUCGAGGCACCGCACGCGGACGGGGAGUCGGCAUGUGAGACGGAUGCGGAUCACCAGAAGCAGACGGUUAUCGCCCAUUCGCGCACGGAGGCGCAGAUGCACACUUUGCACUCGUCGCCCGAGUUAUACUUGACCGCUGCCGAUGUUGAAGAUACUUCCUACAUUAAGUUUGCCGCCACGUUCGACAUUGCCUCGCAGACCGGCGAGAUCACUCAGCGCUUGGAGUCCACCCCGGCAUUGCACUCCUUGAUGAACGCCAUCGUGCCAACCAAGAUCGCCUACGCCGACUUCUGGAGUCGCUACUUCUACAUGUUGGCCAAGAUCCAACAAGAUGAGCAAAAGCGCGCCCAGUUGUUGGCCGGUGGGGCUGAAGAGACCGGGGAGACCGAGGACUUUGCCUGGGAUGAUGAAGAGGAGGAGAAGCCGGCGAAAGAAGUUACCGUCGACUCCAGCAACGUCAAUUCCAGCAGAACCAGCUCUGACGUGACGUAUGGGUUGGAAAGCGUGGACGGCUCCACGUUGGACGUUGUGGCCACCAAGAAGAGCGGGCCUAAGGUGGAGGCCACUCCAGAAGGUGAAGAAGACGACGACGACUGGGAAUAG